AUGGGUCUGACGCAACUCAUCAUUCUUAGCCUGAUCCAGGUCAGCUGGGCUACAGCUCUGCCCACCGGACAACAAACCUCUUCAACACCCCUUCUCUGCUCCACCGAUUCUCGCCAGAUUGCAGUGAAUGCAAGCAACAACGCCACAUGGCCAUGGCAGACGUACAGGUCAAGUACCGCGCAGCCUCCAGCCCUACUUAUAAACAAAACCGGUGAUCCAUUGUACGAUGGUCUGAUUAUUUUCGCUACGGAGAACGGCGGCACCCCGGCAGCAGAGCAGGAAUCACCAUACAUCUUCAACGACGAGGGAGAAUUAGUCUGGAGUGGUCCAGUCGACAUUACAUACAACGUGCGAAUACAGACUCUGAACAGUGCACCUGUAUUGACAUACUGGUCGGGACAGGGUACUGCUGGGGAGGCUGCGAUCGCAGGCCACGGCUAUGGGAAAUUUAUCAUCCUCGACACUAGCUACAACGUUAUACACACAGUCUCCACUAACCUGAAUAUCACCCUCCCUCCUGGCGUGGUGACUAAAUCAGCUCUCGACCUUCACGAGUCGUACAUCACACCCCGGAAUACAUUACUAGUGUCGGCAUAUAAUACCACACCUGCUGACCUGUCGAGUAUUGGUGGACCCAAGAACGGCUGGGUUCUGGACUCUCUCGCCGUUGAGCUAAACAUCACCACGGGUGAAGUCCUCUUCUCUUGGAGCUCACUCGAUCACUUGCCCUUGAAUAAAAGUAAGGAACCUCUGGGGCACUCCGGGUCUAAUGCUACUGCGCCUUAUGACUUCUUCCACAUCAACGCCAUUCAGCCGGUUGGAGACAAUUAUCUAAUCAAUAGUCGACACUACUGGGCCAGCUUCCUAGUAAAUCCCAAAGGCAAGGUCCUCUGGGAGCUAAAUGGGUACGACGGUGGGGAUUUUGGCAACUUACCUGAGGGCGGAACUUUUUCAUGGCAACAUUUUGCUCGCCUGCAAGAGAUAAACUCGUCCGCAGCUCUUAUCCAUUGGUUUGCAAACAAUAACGCCUUGGCUUUGGACGCGCCCAUACCCAGCACAGGUCUCACGUUGCAGGUGACGAUCCCACCCAACAAAGCCUCACCUCCCAAGCUGAUCACCAACUUCACAAAUCCACAAAAUCCGGUAGCUGCGUACUCACAGGGCAGCUUCUCAUACUUGCCCAACGGCAACGGCUUCUUGGCCUAUGGCUCCAAUGCUGUCCUGGCUGAGUACGGCCCAGUUAGUGAAACCAACAGCACAGAGGGCCAAGUGCGCUGGUCAGCCCAAUUAGGCUAUGGCGAGUCACUAUCAGUUUAUCGCGGGUAUAAAUCAGUCUGGCACGCCACUCCCUCUACGGAGCCGAGCCUGGUAGUGCUAUCAGCUAAAGACGUGCAAAACGAUGACCUUGCCCUAUGCGCUGGUACGUCUACCAUGAGGGGCUUCGUGAGUUGGAACGGAGCCACGGACGUGACUGACUGGAUUGUCUACACCGGCUCAAACAACACGACGCUAACAGCGGUCGGUCGAGUUAACAAGGCAGGCUUCGAAACCCAGUUCGCCAUCCCGGCAGGUGCAGCUUUUGUACAAAUUGGAGCAGUUGAGAACAACAGCAAUUUUGUUGCCAGGAGAUCUAGUAUUGUGAAGAUUGGAGGUUCUUCCUGA
This is a messenger RNA of Exophiala oligosperma, 1662 nucleotides long. RefSeq lists its product as uncharacterized. The record is from RefSeq and is a predicted model, not a curated record. Bases 1 to 1662 code for a protein of 553 amino acids. NCBI's taxonomy places the organism in Eukaryota, Fungi, Ascomycota, Eurotiomycetes, Chaetothyriales, Herpotrichiellaceae. The transcript is spliced from 2 exons.